Molecule: messenger RNA, 6898 nt
Organism: Eublepharis macularius
Lineage: Eukaryota; Metazoa; Chordata; Lepidosauria; Squamata; Eublepharidae
Gene: GLI2
Product: GLI family zinc finger 2
Exons: 14
Coding region: 1-4611 (1536 amino acids)
Biological process (GO): smoothened signaling pathway; regulation of transcription by RNA polymerase II
Cellular component (GO): nucleus
Molecular function (GO): DNA-binding transcription factor activity, RNA polymerase II-specific; RNA polymerase II cis-regulatory region sequence-specific DNA binding
Source: RefSeq, a predicted model, not a curated record
AUGGAAACAUCCACCUCAAGCACUGCUGGGAAAAAAGAAGGGAAGAACACUCUUCUGGAGGGCAAUGGGUUUACUGACACAGGGAAGAAAACAGCUCCUUUAGCAGCAGCGGCGGCGGCGGCAGCACAAGGAGUUCCACAGCAUAUUUUUCCAGCCUUCCAUGCUCCUUUGCCAAUUGACAUGCGUCACCAGGAAGGAAGAUACCAUUAUGAACCUCACUCCAUCCAUGCAAUUCAUGGACCUCCUGCUCUGAGUGGUAGCCCUGUUAUCUCUGACCUCUCUCUCAUCCGCCUCUCUCCUCAUCCUGCGGGACCUGCAGAAUCACCUUUCAACCCUCCCCAUCCAUACAUGAACCCUCACAUGGAACACUACCUCCGGUCCGUGCACAGCAGCCCUACGCUGUCCAUGAUCUCUGCUGCUAGAGGUCUCAGCCCAGCUGACAUAGCACAUGAGCAUCUGAAAGAAAGAGGUCUUUUUGGCCUUCCCCCUCCUCCACCAGGAGCCAACCCUGCGGAUUACUAUCACCAGAUGACGCUCAUGGCCAGCCAUCCAAAUCCUUACGGGGACCUCCUCAUGCAGAGUGGGGGAGCUGCCAGUGCAACGCACCUUCAUGAUUACCUCAGCCCUGUAGAUGUGUCAAGAUUCUCCAGUCCAAGAGUGACACCAAGAUUAAGUCGAAAGCGAGCGUUUUCCAUAUCCCCAUUGUCUGAUGCCAGCAUUGAUCUUCAGACAAUGAUUCGGACUUCCCCAAAUUCCUUGGUGGCUUAUAUAAAUAACUCCAGAAGUAGUUCUGCAGCAAGUGGCUCUUACGGGCAUUUAUCAGCAGGGGCAAUAAGUCCAGCAUUCACCUUCCCUCAUCCAAUCAACCCAGUGACAUAUCAACAGAUCCUGAAUCAGCAGAGAGGCCUGAGUUCAGCAUUUGGACAUACAUCUCCCUUCAUCCAGCCAUCCCCUACAUUCCCUGCCCGGCAGCAUGUGGCAGUCAUCUCUGUCAAUUCUACGCCUGCUCAGAUUAGCAACAGCAGCAACUGCAUAGCUGAUUCCAACCAGAGCAAGCAGAGCAGCGAGUCAGCUGUUAGCAGUACUGUCAAUCCAAUCAUUAACAAACGCAGCAAAGUCAAGACGGAAAUGGAAACUUUGCCACCGGCUUCCCCACCUACUCAGCAGCAGGGAAAUGGCCAUUUAAACUGCGGAAUGCUUUGUAUCUUACAGGAGCAUCUGACAGACUUGAAAGAAGAACUUGAUAAGGAUGAAUGCAAACAGGAGCCUGAAGUUAUUUAUGAAACCAACUGUCACUGGGAAGGGUGUACAAAGGAGUAUGACACUCAGGAGCAGCUCGUCCAUCACAUCAAUAACGAUCACAUUCAUGGAGAGAAGAAGGAGUUCGUUUGUCGAUGGCAAGAGUGUACAAGGGAGCAGAAGCCAUUCAAAGCUCAGUACAUGCUGGUCGUGCAUAUGCGAAGGCACACUGGAGAAAAGCCACACAAAUGCACGUUUGAGGGUUGCUCCAAAGCCUAUUCCCGGCUAGAGAAUUUAAAGACACACCUGAGAUCUCACACUGGAGAAAAACCUUACGUCUGUGAACAUGAAGGCUGCAAUAAAGCUUUUUCGAAUGCUUCUGACCGAGCAAAACACCAGAACAGGACGCAUUCCAAUGAGAAACCCUAUGUCUGCAAAAUUCCGGGCUGCACAAAGAGAUACACAGACCCCAGUUCCCUCAGGAAACAUGUGAAGACUGUGCAUGGACCAGAGGCACAUGUCACCAAGAAACAGCGCAAUGAUGUUCACCUGAGACCGCCUGCACUUAAAGAAAAUAGUGACAAUGAAGCAAGUGCCAAGCAGAGUGGCAAAGCUGCAGAAGAGAGUACAGAGGCAAAUAGCACCACCAGAGGGAUGGAGGACUGUUUACAAGUCAAGACAAUAAAGACAGAGAAUUCCGUGAUGUAUCAGUCCAGUCCUGGUGGCCAGUCAUCAUGCAGCAGUGAGCCAUCACCCCUUGGGAGCACCAACAACAAUGACAGUGGAGUAGAAAUGAACAUGCACAGUGGAGGAAGUCUGGGAGACCUGACCGCAUUGGAGGAUGGCACACCUGUUGUGGACUCGACAGUUUCAUCUGGAAACGUGACAGUCAGCCUUCAGCUAAGGAAACACAUGACGACAAUGCAACGCCUUGAGCAGCUCAAGAAAGAGAAACUCAGGACGGUGAAGGAUUCUUGCUCAUGGGCAAAUCCGGCACCUCCAGUUAGAAACACCAAGCUGCCUCCCAUCCCAGGCAAUGGCUAUCCACUGGACAACAUGGGUGGUUCUUCUGCAGCACUGCCUAACCCAAGGAUGACAGAGUUGCCCAUCAACGAGGUUACAAUGUUAAAUCAACUAACUGAACGCCGUGACAGCUCAACCAGCACCAUCAGCUCCGCCUACACGGUCAGUCGCAGGUCAUCUGGGAUAUCCCCUUACUUCUCCAGCCGCCGUUCUAGUGAAGCAUCACAAUUUGGAAACCGUCCAAACAACACAAGUUCUGCUGACUCCUAUGACCCGAUUUCCACAGAUGCGUCACGCAGAUCAAGUGAUAUCAGCCAAUGUAGUGGGAUCCAAGGUCUUCUGCACCUUACACCAGUUCAGCAGUACAGGCUGAAAGCUAAGUAUGCUGCUGCCACAGGUGGCCCGCCACCCACACCAUUGCCUAAUAUGGAAAGAAUGAGUCUAAAGAAUAAAAUCUCCCUUCUUGAUGGGUCAGAGCCCACUUUGCCUUCAUUUCGCCACCUUCCUGGGCCAAGGCGUUGUAGUGACAGUAACGCUUAUGGAUAUGGAGCACCACCUGCAUUCCCUCAUGAAGUGGUGGGCAAUAAUGCACGGCGUGCCAGUGACCCAGUGAGGAGACCUGCUGGAGACCCUUCUUCCCUUCCUAGAGUCCAUCGUUUCAAUAGCACCAACAACAUGAAUCCUCUUCACUCUCCUUUGGACAGAAGGAACUUUAACAUUUCAAGCUAUACACAUUCAGAUGGAAGCCUCACCAGGCACAUGUAUUCUCCAAGGCCACCCAGUAUUACUGAGAAUAUUGCUAUGGAAGCCAUCUCUGGUGAGACUGAUGGUUCUGUUGGAGAUGAUGAUAUAGUGCUACCUGAUGAUGUGGUGCAAUAUAUCAAAUCACAAAACAACGGGAUGGCUGCUGACAACUCUUCUGUGGGGUAUGGUAAUGAGAUGCAGAGCUUCCAAGUGAAUGCACAAGUCCAACCAAACAGCAUGCUAAACCAACGCAGAAUGGCUGUCUCAGAUGUGAGCAUGAACCAUUCCACUCCAGUGAUGGGAGGGUGUCAAAUAAACUUUGGUACAUCCUCCAGUUUGUGUAAAAACAACAUGCCUGUCCAAUGGAAUGAGGUUAGCUCAGGUACUGUUGAUGCAAUCUCUGCUCAAGCAAAGCAGCAGUUUUCACCACGGAACUUAGCUGUAGUCCAACAGAAGCACAAUUUCAACCAGUAUCAGAAUUUCAGCCAUCAACAGAUGCAGAUGGGUCAAAACAUGGGUGCAAACCUACAACAGUUUAUGCACAAGAAUGCAGGCAUGGAUGGACAAAAGUUAAACUGCAUGCACUUAAAGCAGCAACAAGCAAAUCUAAGUCCUAAUAACAAUCCAGAUUUGAACUCACAUGAAGGGUAUAGCCAGGCUCAUCAAAUGCUGAGCCCAAACACAAUGAGUAGUGAUCUCAAUCAGCUUUCCCCUUCCUGUAACAACAUGAUAAUGAAGCCUGCAUCCCAUGUUCAUCCUCAGCCAAUGGAUGCUAUGGCUGAUCCAAAUUCUGUAGUCAGUGGCAACAGAGAAUGCACAAUACACAAUCAGGUGAUACAGGAGCCAGGGCAUCAGCCAACCCACAUGAACUUCUCCGUGGCACAGGAAGUGUUCCAUCAACCUUCUGCAAUGAUGACCUCAAAUUUGACAAAUUUUGAGCCACAACAGGUUAUGAUAGAGACAUUUGAACAGGGCUUCUCUUCUGGUGUAGUACAGCCUCAUCCUCCACCUAAUCCCAGUCCAGCAAACAGAUACCGAGGGAUACGUGCUAUGCAACAGUUGGGUUACAUGAGAACAUCUCGCCCAUCUACCAAUGUGAGCCCAGGGCAAGACAGGGCAGAAGCCACCCCUAAGAGAAUAACAGCAUCAUCUCAGCCUCAGUAUUGCAAUAGUAAUAUGAGGGACAGCCAUUUGAUGCACUAUUAUGGUCAAAUACACAUGUAUGAACAGAAUGGGAAUUUUAAUAACCAUGCAGAUUAUAGUGUAAGACAGCAGCAGUGUGCGUUGAAUGUCAAGCCAGGCACCAUGCCCUCUCCUGGAGCUAAUCAGGUUUCAAGCACUGUGGACUCACAGGUUCUAGAGCCUCCUCAGAUAGAUUUCGAUGCCAUCAUGGAUGAUGGUGACCAUUCAAGUCUGAUGUCAGGGACCCUGAGUCCUAGCAUUCUGCAGAACCUCUCCCAGAACUCUUCUCGCCUUACGACUCCCCGAAACUCUCUGACGCUGCCAUCCAUCCCAGCUGGAAUUAACAAUAUGGCAAUAGGAGAUAUGAACUCUAUGUUGACCACCUUGGCAGAAGAGAGUAAAUUUCUUAACAUGAUGUCUUAAUGCUUAAAGCACAACUGUCUAGAAGUAUCCCAGAGAUUACAUGCGAAGCAAUUUUAUGAAUGUGCUUUUUUAAAAAAAAAAUCCAUAGAGUAGAUUUUUUACAAGUAUUAAAUACAUUAAAGGGAUUCCAUAUAAGGAAACAAAUGUCUUUGUACAAACAUGUAUAAACUAUGUAAAAGAAGCACUGAAAGAAUGCACCUCUCUCUAGUAUUAUUUUUGUGCUUGUUUUUCAGAGUGCUCAAAAAUACCACCACAGUGCUAGAACAUACCUCUCAAGUGUCUCUUCUUGUAAAAGAUAAGCCACAUUCGGCAUCUUUUUAAAAAUGAGAUGUCCUUGUCCGUUUUCCCUUAUUCAGACUUUCAGAUGUUUUCCACUUUUCAACUUGGAAAACAGAUGCAAUGUUGCCAAAUGUAGAACACUAGAGAGUUGUACACUAAAAUAUUGCACAGUGGUGUUACAGAUGAAGCUCUGUAUCUUGUAAAAAGCACAUUUUGCCAUCUCCUUUUGAUUUUCCUUUAGUUAUUGCUGCAAAAAUGCAAUUUUUCACCCUCUCUAGUGACAAACGGACGGGUAUCAUUUUGACCUAAAUGCAAAAAAGCCAUACUGUGUCUGCCUGAUGCUUUAAUGCUUUGCUUUUUGGCCCGAACUGUGCAUGUGUACGCACUGCAUUGUUUAUAGAGCCAAUUUAACUGUUGGUACCUUGCAGCUUAGCCAAGAAGCAUCAGCUCCUGAACAGUUUUGCAGCAAAGUGCCUUAUUGUGUGUUAGCUGUCGAAUCAUCAAGGCAUCUCUUGUCCAUUAAUGUCAAAUAAAGUGUAUUGCCAGAAGCAUAUAUAAAAUAAAGGUACAUUUAUAUAAGGCAUUGUAAUGUUGCUAAAAAGACAUUUGAGGGGGUCACAUUGAUGAGGAGACGAUGUGAAAGAUUAAUGCCCCAUUUCUUUUUAUCAGAGGAUUUUUACAAGGUAGUUUAUAUCAUGAAGAAUGUAGUGGAGUCUUGAAAAUGCCGCUAAUUUAAAAAUAUGUCUAGUAGGAGAAAGGUCUUUGCCAUGCAUGGCAUACGAUGGCAUGUUAAAGAGCAUGGGUCAUUCUUCAUUUCCUUUGACUUCACAUUGGAGUUGAAGGGGCAAAGAGGCUGGCUGCAACAAAGUUCACUAAUAGGAGGUAAAUCACAUGAUGCUGCAGAAAUUUUGUGUAGGUCACAAAUUCAUCUCACAAUUUUUUUUCCAUCCUGAAGACCUUGUCUGUGUUAGUUGUGUACUAUAUAAAUUACUUAUUGUGCAUAUGUGUGGCACAGGAGUAAACACUGGCUUAGGUGUGGGCUCAGAAAGUUUGCUAGGUGGCCUUUGGCAGUCAGUAGCUCUCAGCCUUGCUUCCUUCACAAGGUUAUCAUAUAACUAAAACACUGAUCACGUAUCCUUGAAGUGAGGGCAGGAUACAAGGAUAACAAAAACAAUGACUUAGAUCCUAUGUAGCCUGAGUAGAGUUGCCCCUCAUAAACAGCAAUAGUUCCACCUCCUGCCUCCCACGGCAGUUGUCUUUGACCCUGAAAAUUGUGUGUGUGUGUGUGUGUGUGUGUGUGAGUGUGAGUGCGAGUGCGAGUGUGAGUGUGAGGUUCCAGUGAGAGGGCAGAAUUUGCAAAAAUCUUCCUCCCCCAGUUCCAUAAGUGGAAGUAACUAGAAUGAGUGGAAAGUAAAUAGCACAAAUAAGAAAGAGUGCUGAGACUCCAAGCCAAUAGCUACUUAAGAUUAAUGCUGAACACAUGUCAGUGUUGUCUCACAAAACCUAGGUCUGUGCAAAAUACAUGGCAAUUGUGUAACUGGACACGUAUUAAUAUUGUUGCCCACCCCAGUGGUCAUACGAUUGUGAAAUAGCUGCUGUUUGUAUACAUACCAACACAAAUGAAUAGACAUUUCCUCAUCCUCACUGUUUGUGAUUUCUGUUGUAAAAGUGGCAUGAGAAAGUAACUUGCACACCUUCUUCAGCUUGGAUUGCACAGUUGUAAAAGAACUGACUCCCGAGAACUAUGUUCCUCUUUUGUUCCUCAAGGAUUGGGUAUCAUAUAUAUCAUGUUAGCAUCCAAAAUAUAAUUAAUAUGAAUGAAUUAUUUUUACACAUUAAUCUAAUUCAAAGCAUUGUUUUGAAUGUCCUGACAAUUCACAGAUUGGCCAAUUUAUUUCAGGACAGCUCCCAAGCCAGAUUAAUCUAUGAGAAAAGCAAGACAUGAACGAGGGCAGCUGCUCUGAGGGGUUUAUGGGUCUCACAAAAGAUGUGUAAACCCAGGGCUUUU